Messenger RNA from Caenorhabditis sp. 36 PRJEB53466, 1859 nucleotides. The record is from the annotation of a GenBank genome assembly. NCBI's taxonomy places the organism in Eukaryota, Metazoa, Nematoda, Chromadorea, Rhabditida, Rhabditidae.
AUGAUUCCGCGCGUCCACCGAAAGAAAGGCGAAGAGCUGAGACGUCCGGACCUCAAAGGUUUGUCUAUCAAUCAUCGAGUCUCAUUGAUCAUAACAUGAUCUUCAGGAAACUUUGAAUGCGCGACAUGCAACCAGAAAUUCACGCACAACGCCUCGCUCAACCGCCACCGUCUCACCCGCCACGUGGCCGACGUGACGUGUCUUCUGUGCAACGAGCAGCUCGACGGAUCCUUGACCAUCUCGAACCACAUGCUUCUCAAGCACAAUCAUCAUCCCGUGUUCACGUGCGGAUGCUGCAACUGGACGUUCGUCAACAAAAAGCAUAUGAUCGCCCACAUGGCCUCGAUUCGGAAGACGUCCACUCCCGGAGACGUUGAGCCGAUUGCCAAGAGCCGCUACGCGCCCGGAUCCCUUCAGCAGGCGGUCACUCCGAUCCGACAGCGAUUGAGCUCCGGAGCAGCAUCCCUCGUAUCGUGUUCCUCGAGCAGCUCGAGCCCCGAGCCGGCUCCGAAAGCUGUGCCGCUUCCAUUCCGGCCGAUUCUCCGUCCGUCCAGAAGAAUGACGAGGGCCGAGUCGCCGGCGGAUCUGAAGGCCCGCUUCGUGAAGUCGGUGGAGAUGGCGUUGAGCGAAGGCGACUCGGGAGCUCUGGCCGAUCUGUUGACGGUCACGCAGAAGCUGUUGGCGCUGGAGCCGGAGAUUAUGGAGCAGGACGUCGGAGCCGAGGAGAAGGAGAACCAGGAAAUGAUUGUGAAGAAGGAGAUCGAGUAUGAAUAAGUGAACAUUAAUAAUAAAUGAACAGUAACCAAUAAAUAAAGAUUGAUUUUUUCGAAACACUCUUUCGUUGUUGUCAUCACUGGUCACUCUCAACCAUUCAAUCAAUAUACGUCUCAGUAUUCAUUCAUUCAAAACUUUCGCUUCGAACUUUUUAUCAGUCAAUUAUUUCCGGAAGGUUCUUUCGAUGAUUCUUUAUGUAUCUCGGCUUCAGAUAAAGGUAUCAGAUAGUUGUCAACUGAUUAAUUGUUCAUCAUUAGUUGACAAAUUGACAAGCCUGCAAAGUAUGGGUCCAAUCUGAAUAUUGCAAGUGAGUCAAAAGCGCAAGAGCACACAGACCCUCAAAAAUGUUGCCCAAGUCUCCAAAACGUGCUCCUAUUGGCCAAGAUUGCCACCUCAUAGGGACCUUGGCAGAUCGCUUCCCGCGCGACCACCGCCUCUCUCACUUGCCUUGCAGGUGUCCCUUGCAGAUGAUAUCGAUCGAGUGGCCCUCACACUUGCGCGCGAAAUGCGGACCGCUUCGCGUUGCGGUUCCUGGUCGCUGGUCGUUCGUACUCGUCUCCAUCUAUUCAUUUUCUUUCCGUCCACCCUCUCGCAUUGUCCUUUUUCAGUUUCUGCUCUUCACUCGACCCAAUCAAUCGAUCGAUAAUGCUUCCAAACGUAGUGAUUCGUCGCGUCGCCCGUCCCGACCAUAGAGGUUAGUGUUGACUCCUGAAUAGACCUACAAUAGUCUCAUAAUUUUGGUUGCGAAAUGUCCAGUCUUUCCCUCACAAGACAUGUCAUUUACAGAGCACUUCCGUUGCACCUACUGCAACCAGACGUUCAAGCACAAGGCGACCCUCGAACGCCACCGUCGCUCCCAUCACGUCGUCGUCGUCGUGAGGCCCCGAGACGUCGGAAACGCUCCGGCGGCGGCAGGCAGACAGGUUGUCGCCGUGCGGAGAAGAUCCGCGGGCUCGCCGAGCAACCCGAUCGCGGAAGUAGUCCAGCCGGCGGCGGAAGCUCCGGCGGAGGAGGAAAGACUGGUGGAGGCUGUCGAAAAGUUCCUCGCCGUCGGCCUCAAGAAGAACGAGAAUCCGGAUGCGUAG